Messenger RNA from Haliotis rubra (blacklip abalone), 1939 nucleotides. Its product is annotated as eukaryotic translation initiation factor 2 subunit 2-like. The coding region runs from base 164 to 1138 and encodes 324 amino acids. The record is from RefSeq and is a predicted model, not a curated record. Gene Ontology annotation, molecular function: translation initiation factor binding; translation initiation factor activity; mRNA binding. Gene Ontology annotation, cellular component: eukaryotic translation initiation factor 2 complex. The transcript has 9 exons. NCBI's taxonomy places the organism in Eukaryota, Metazoa, Mollusca, Gastropoda, Lepetellida, Haliotidae. Gene Ontology annotation, biological process: formation of cytoplasmic translation initiation complex; formation of translation preinitiation complex; translational initiation.
CCUUGACAUUGAUUACAAGCUGAUGCAACUGCAACCAUGUGAAAUUUUCGCCGCUUCGCGAUUUAUUUAACUUACGAUUUAAGUAUACGAUCUCCAGUUCGUGGCCCAGAUUGUGUUUUUGAUACAAAGUUACUGUGUUUGGUAAUAUUUCAAGCAAACAGUCAUGGCAGAUGAAGAGUUGCCCCUCUUUGAUCCUAAUUUGAAAAAGAAGAAGAAAAAGAAGAAGACUCCAUUUGAUCUCGAUGCGGCCAUGGGGGAGAACGAGAGCGGGGCGGCUGAUGGAGCGCCUUCGGCUCCAGCUGAAGAGGCAGUGGAGGAGCCAGCCGAGAAACCGGACGAAGAGGUAUUUGGAGGAUUAAAGAAGAAGAAAAAGAAGAAGAAGCCAUUUGACUUGGAUGAUGUUGGAGAUGCUUUGCCGGACGGUGGGGAGGGAAGUGAAGCUCCAGGGCAGAACGAGGGAGAUGAGGGCGGGCCGAGGGAUGAAGCAACAGACGAAACAUUUUCCCUGGACUUCUCCAUCAAGAAGAAGAAAAGAAGGAGGAAGAGGGUGGACUUUGGAGAGCAGGGUGUGGAGGAAGAGGUGGAGGAUGAGGAAAUAACCGAUAAGGAUGGAAAACCUGGGGAUACCAAAUCAUGGAUUGGUUCUGACAGGGAUUACACAUAUGAUGAGCUUCUGACACGGGUAUUUGACAUAAUGCGGGAGAAGAACCCUGACAUGGUUGCCGGGGAGAAGAAGAAGUUUGUCAUGAGACCACCUCAGGUGCUAAGGGUUGGCACCAGGAAGAGUUCCUUCGCUAACUUUGCAGAUAUCUGCCGAUUAUUACAUAGGCAGCCAAAACACGUGCUGGCCUUCUUGUUAGCUGAGUUGGGUACAAGCGGAUCUGUCGACGGCAACAACCAGCUGAUCAUUAGAGGGAAAUAUAAUCAAAAACAGAUAGAAAAUGUUCUUAGGCGAUAUAUAAAGGAGUAUGUGACAUGCCACACUUGUCGAUCACCGGACACGCUGCUACAGAAAGACACACGGUUGUUCUUCCUGCAGUGCGAAACGUGUGGAUCCCGCUGCUCCGUAGCCAGUAUCAAGUCUGGUUUCCAGGCCGUCACAGGCAAGAGAGCAGCUAUCAGAGCCAAGACUUCCUAAAUCACCCUUCUUCUUUACGAGGAGUACAGAGGUGUUUUGCGUCAUGUAAACAAGUUGACAGAUUCUUGGAUAUAUUCUCGAUGACUGGAUGGUGAAUUUGAUAUUUGUGAUCCAAAUACACUGGGCUAAGACAUGUCCAGUAAGAACAGAACGUGUUGGAAAAGCAUGAAAACUGUGUCACUUUCCAGUAGACAGUGUGACAAGUUCUGUUUUGACUUCAUGGUCUGUAUUGGGAUUAUAAUGAGAUUCAUUGACUUUGGAAGACAACUACAUUUAGGACAUAUGCAAAGUAAAGAAAUAUACCAAUUACUAAUAAAUGCGAAUUACUAUAUGAUCACGAUGUUGGUCUGUAUUGUCUUGAACAGCCUGGUGAAGGAAUUCUUAUUUAAUUGUCAGCAGUGACAUUGAACUGUUCCUUUAACCACUUGUGACUUAACCAUUACAGGAGGUUCUUUUGUUUUCUAAAUCAGUAUGUAAUUGAUACCAUUUGAUGAAUAGGUGUUGAAUUUGAAUUUUUAUCUUCAGAUAGGGAUAGGGAUUUGAUGGCAAAUAUUAGUAUUUUAGUAUAAACAUCACAUUCACCUCAACUGUGGAUAUUCCUGAAUGUUGUAAUAUUUCAUCUGUAAUAUCUCAUCAAUGAUGUACAUACAUGAUCGAAUCAAGCCAUGUGUACAGUGUACAUGAUAUAACUGUACAUUAAACAACUGUACAUUAAACAACCUGCACAGUGUAUGGCGUCCCCCUGAUGGGAGGUACUAUCUCAACACUGUCCAUGCUUGAUAAAAUAAAUAGUUAAUGUUG